Molecule: messenger RNA, 2076 nt
Organism: Engraulis encrasicolus (European anchovy)
Lineage: Eukaryota; Metazoa; Chordata; Actinopteri; Clupeiformes; Engraulidae
Gene: cirsr
Product: corepressor interacting with RBPJ, CIR1
Exons: 10
Coding region: 65-1657 (530 amino acids)
Biological process (GO): negative regulation of DNA-templated transcription
Cellular component (GO): nucleus
Molecular function (GO): transcription corepressor activity
Source: RefSeq, a predicted model, not a curated record
CCCGGAACCAAAAUAAACCGGAUAUUUUGCUACUAGCAAGUAGCUGUCCGGCUACAUUAUCAACAUGGGGAAGUCUUUUGCUAAUUUUAUGUGCAAAAAGGAUUUCCAUCCUGCAUCUAAAUCAAAUAUUAAGAAGGUAUGGAUAGCAGAACAGAAACUCACCUUCGAGAAGAAGAAGCAAGAGGACCUGAUGCAGGCCUACAUGAAGGAGCAGGACACCUUCAACAACAGGCUAUUGAUGGGCGAUGAUCGAGUGAAGAAUGGCCUCAACUUUAUGUAUGAAGCACCCCCAGGGGCAUCUAAAGAGGAGACAAAGGAGGAAGGGGAAGGGGAAUCGGAAUACAAGUUUGAAUGGCAGAAAACCGCUCCUCGUGAAAAAUAUGCAAAGGAUGACAUGAACAUCAGGGAUCAACCUUUUGGCAUUCAGGUGCGCAAUGUCCGCUGCAUUAAAUGCCACAAAUGGGGCCAUGUGAACACGGACAGGGAGUGUCCCCUCUUUGGCCUCUCUGGGAUCAAUGCCAGCGCAGCACCCACUGAGGAAGCAGGUCCGUCGAUGCACCCCUCCGAGUUAAUAGCAGAGAUGAGAAACAGUGGCUUUGCGCUGAAGAAAUGUGUCCUUGGGAGAAACGCCACUGUUUGUGAUCUGGGCCAGGAUAUCGUGGGGAGUGAGGAGGAAGAGGAUCCCGAGGUGGAGUUUCUCAAAUCCUUGACCACCAAGGAAAAACAGAAGUUACUCAGGAAACUGGAUCGUCUGGAAAAGAAAAAGAAGAAGAAGAAGGGCAAAAAGCAGAAGAAGAGCAAGAAAAGCAAGGGCAAAGGCAAGAAGAAGAAGGAGUCCAGCUCCAGUGAGAACUCCUCCUCGGACAGCGACAGUAGUAGCAGCAGCAGCAGCAGCAGUGACAGCGACUCUGAGGACGAGGCCAAGUCCCACAGCAAGAAGAGAAAGAAGGAGAAGAAGGAGAAGGACAAGAAAAAGAAGAAGAAGGAGAAGCAGCAGAAGAAGAAGAAGUCCUCCAGCAGCAGCAGCAGCAGCAGCAGUGACUCUGACAGUGAGGCGGAGGACAGAGGCAAGGGAAAGAAGAGCCAGGGGGGCAGGAGGUCAGACAGCCCCACGUCCAGCCAGCGAAGGCACCCAGAUGGCCCCGCUCAAGACUGUCAGGAGCGGGACAGGAGACGGCACAGCAGCCCACACAGAGGAGGCCCCGAGGGGAGCAGGAGACACCAGAGCCCACAAAGAGGAGGCCCUGACAGAGCCAGGAGCAGCAGCAGCAGCAGAGACAGACAGCCGCAGGGCAGAGGUGGUAGGAGAGAGAGGAGCAGGAGCACUGGUCGGGACGGCCGAAGGAGAGAGGGGGAGCAGAAACGCAGCAGGAGCAGAAACAGAGAGGUGGGCAGAGAACGCACCAACAGACAUAGAAGCCGCAGCCGUAGCCGGGAGCGAGGGAGAGGGAGGUCUGGGAGGGAGAGAAGUAGGAGUAGAAGCCCCGGAGACAGAGGGAUGGGGAGGAGGAUGGAGAAGGACAGAGCCAGGAGCAGAAGCCGAGACAAGGGAAGGGAAGGGGCCAGGGCAGUGAGGAGUAGGAGUCGCAGUAGGAAUGAUGGGAGGAAUAAGAGGGACAGCAGCAGAGAAAGAGAGGAGAGGAAACACAGGAGCUGACUUGUCUAGCCUGCCGUCAGAGGAGAGACUGUCUCUAUUCAACAGUCUAAUACACAUUAGCGUACGGUCAGCUCUGCUGUCAUCUCUUGCUUGGACUUAAUCAUUUGAACACUUUAGUCUUCUUUUUGCUUCAACUGUGUGUUUUUUCCUUGAUGAAAAAACAAUGAUUUUUACUGUGUUAUUGAAAAGGUUUUGGAAAGGUUUUUUAAAAUGUAUUUUUUAAGUUAGGACUUAAAGUUGUCACCGACUGAUUAUCAAUCAUCUCCAGUUCACGUGUAAUAUGUUUUCAUUCUUAUUUCUUAUUUCUGCGUCAGGAAAAAAUAGUGGUCCACACGAGGGCGUUAGCGGACCACUACUGUGUGUAAUGUGGAACGAAAUUGAUUAAACGCUUUUAUGGGUCACUGGUCCAACUUCCUCUA